Molecule: messenger RNA, 811 nt
Organism: Nylanderia fulva
Lineage: Eukaryota; Metazoa; Arthropoda; Insecta; Hymenoptera; Formicidae
Gene: SmD2
Product: small ribonucleoprotein particle protein SmD2
Biological process (GO): RNA splicing
Cellular component (GO): small nuclear ribonucleoprotein complex
Molecular function (GO): RNA binding
Source: RefSeq, a predicted model, not a curated record
AGAUGGCGCUAUUAAAUGAAGUCGGUUGUCAGAAAGAAAUAGCAACGCAUAAAAUCGUUUGAUAUUCGUAUACAAUAUAAUAAUUUGGGACUGAAAGUCGAACAAAAAAAGAGUAGAAGUAGCAUAAUCCGAUAACAAUUUAUACAAAAUGUCUUCUUUAACUAAACCAAAAUCCGAAAUGACGCCGGAGGAACUGGCAAAAAGGGAGGAGGAAGAAUUUAAUACUGGACCUCUCUCGGUUCUAACACAGUCUGUGAAGAAUAACACUCAAGUGUUGAUAAAUUGCAGAAAUAAUAAGAAAUUGUUGGGACGAGUAAAGGCAUUUGAUAGACAUUGCAACAUGGUUUUGGAAAAUGUUAAGGAAAUGUGGACGGAACUUCCACGCACAGGAAAAGGCAAGAAAAAGGCAAAACCGGUAAAUAAAGACAGAUUUAUUCCAAAAAUGUUUCUACGUGGAGAUUCUGUCAUCUUAGUUCUAAGAAAUCCAUUGGCAACUGCAGCAGGAAAGUAAUAUAUUAAGGGUAAUUUUAAUAUAAAUUAAUAUUAAUGCUGUAAUAAAAAAAAUAAAAUUUGUACCAACGCGGAAAGUAUGUUAUUAUUUAUUAAAGCGUUUGACAUUCUUCUUCUUUGCAUAAAUCCUUAAUAUAAUUUAUAAUAGAAAAAAAUGUGAUAAGCAAACACACUGUUUUAUUUGUUAAGAAUUGUAUACAAGAUAUUAAUCCUUUUCAGCAAUUGCAGUUAAAUGCUUGUCAAUUUCUUGCUCAGUAAGAACACUGUAACAAAAAUGAUAAAACAUGACACAGUAAGAAUA